Mercenaria mercenaria is the source of this 5414-nucleotide messenger RNA. RefSeq names its product polyunsaturated fatty acid 5-lipoxygenase-like. Lineage: Eukaryota; Metazoa; Mollusca; Bivalvia; Venerida; Veneridae. The record is from RefSeq and is a predicted model, not a curated record. Gene Ontology annotation, molecular function: oxidoreductase activity, acting on single donors with incorporation of molecular oxygen, incorporation of two atoms of oxygen; protein binding; heme binding. The transcript is spliced from 11 exons. Bases 357 to 3485 code for a protein of 1042 amino acids. Gene Ontology annotation, biological process: lipid oxidation.
AUUUCAUUGCUAAGCAUUCAAUCAAUAUGUGGGAAAUUAACAAACCCUGUUUGUCAUAAAUGUUUCAAAGGUUUACAUAUUCAAGCAAUGAUAUUUUCUCAAGGGACCAGAACAUUGUAAAAGUUCAAUAAACUUGUGCUAUCGGGAGUAGAAUGAUAACAAUGUGCAGGGAAUAAUUCACAUAAUUUACUUAUUUCCAAGGGAUCGUAUAAUUCAGUCAUAUACAUCUGUUAAAUAUUAAAUGUGUUGGACGAUAUAUAUUAAUGAAAACACUAUGCAUAUAAUUAAUGAUUUCGUUCAUUGGAAAUAAUUAAGCAGUGCCAAACACAGUAGUUGAAGAAUAGAUUUGGAUAUAUAUGUUAUGGCCUGGCAGUGAAUGUGUUGUUACAACAAUGACAGAAGACAACUGGCAGAACUGUGGGUUUCAGAUUUACAGAUCCCUAAAGAGAAAAGAUGGAACAGAAAGUGGAAAACCGCCUCUACUGCGAUCUACGAGUUUCACUGCAGAUACGAUACGUAAAGCGUCUGUUCAGUGGUACAAGAUGAAGUGGCAGUUUACCGGAAGUGCCAAUGACCUGUGGGGUGAAGAAGUACAGGGGUAUGCUGUCAUUGAUGCAAAUUCUCCGCUUGCAGGACCUGUGGAUUUUUUCAGAUCGGGAAGAGUGAAUCAGAUACGAGUGAGAUUUUUCAAUUUGUCACGGGGAGAUGACGCCUCUGACGACUUCCGGUGUGCAUUUCUUAAGUUUGGCGAAACUGAGAACGAAGGGCCGUUGGAUCUAUCUUUCUCUACCGGGAGAGUAUCAUGUUUUCACAAUACAGCAACCCUACAAGAGUUCCUUACAGCUUUAGAUGGGGACGAAGAUUGUACCAGGGACUGGGCUUUACGGAUGCCAAACAAUUAUUAUGCAUUGGCCGACGGAAUCCGAAGGUACCCAAAAUGUAGGACUGCCCUUGAUUACCAUAACUACGCAACGUUCUCCGUUAAAACAGGUAACGGCAAUAAAUUGGUCAGAUUUCGUCUCCAUGGGAACAACGAUGUUGACAGUCGUUUGUCCAAACAAGAACAAGAAGAAGCUUGGAUUAUACAAAGACCAGACAUGGAACUUCCCUCAGAUACCUAUUUACAGCAGAAACUGAGAAACAUUGCACAAGAAAACCUUACCAUGAAAUUGCAAGUCCAGAUUCGGGACAUCACAGACGUUAAGUCAGUUUUUGAUCCAACAACGGAGUGGGAGGAGAACGAUUUCCCGUGGUGUGAUCUGGCCGAUCUUUGCCUUUCGUAUUCAGUACCAAAACUUUCAACUGAAAGAGCCAAGUAUAACUUCUGCAGUUUGCCCGAACAUAUCCAAAUGGUUGUACCGGAAGGGACAGAGGACUACGGUAGUCUGAUUCAAAUACAAGAGAAAGUUCUUACCUCAACGACAAGAAAGAAACACCAAGAGGGGUUAACACCGGCAGGUCAUAAAGAGACAACGUUCCUAGUUCAUGUUGAAACCGGGAACCAUUUGUUUUCAGGAACAGAUGCUGGUGUCUAUAUUGCUCUGUAUGGUACUAAAGGGAGAACAAAGAAGAUAUUGUUAGAUAAACUGUUUCAUAAUGACUUUGAGAGAGGCAGUAAAGAAUCGUAUUACAUCACAGUCCCUGUAAUUGGUGACGUCAAAUUUCUGCAAGUGUUUUUGAUUGGUGGAAAAUAUACAUUUAAACGAGAAUGGUUCCUAAACUACAUAGUCCUGAUGGAUCUAACGACGCGCAAACUGUUUGAGGUACCAGUUUAUAGAUGGAUAAGCGACAAGAUCACUAUACCAACUGGAGAAGCUAUGUUGUAUCAGAAGGAAAGAAACACCGACAGAAAAUAUCUCCGCCGAAUAUGGCUAGAUGAGCGGGAUAAACUGUACCCGUGGGCACGUAAAGAAGGCUUACCCGGAUGUAUAGCCAGUGAGACGUACAAUGGGCUUCCGGAUGAGCUGAAAUAUUCCACAGAGAGGCAGAUAGAAAAGAAGAAAAUCCUUGCUGACGUUCUUAUCAAAUUAAAACUCCACAAAUACACUACCGUCUUUCAAUCCUUCGAUUCAUUCGACGAUUUCAAAACUAUGUCCGAGGUGGUUCCUAGCUCUGAAACGUCUGCAGCUAUCAAAGAAGACGAUAGGUGGCGCACUGAUGAAGAGUUUGGGCGGGAAUUUCUCGCUGGUGUAAAUCCGGUCAUGAUAAGGCGAUACAAGGAACCAAUACAGAAAUUCCCAGUUACCAACGAUAUGGUUGGAAAUUUGCUCGAUAGAGGCUUAUCUUUGGACCAAGAAAUAAAGGCUGGUCACAUUUAUUAUGUGGACUAUCCACAUAUGGCUGGACUUCCUAGAAACGGCGAGUUCUUUGUGUCCGAUCCAAUUGUUAUGUUCUAUGUGCGUGAUUCCGGACAACUGGUACCCAUUGCAAUACAGUUAAGCCAGGAACCAGGACCAAAGAGUCCCAUUUGGACUCCGAAUGAUUCCGAAAUGGAUUGGUUGCUGGCAAAAAUGUUCGUGAAAGCGGCAGAUUCCCACUAUCAAAGCAUUUACUCACAUUUAGUGCAGACACACUUUUUAAUGGAAGCAGUAACGGUGACACUGCAUCGUCAGCUACCGCCAAAUCAUCCGGUCUAUAAACUGCUUAUUCAGCAUUGUACAUUCACUGUGGCGGCAGGACAAAUGGGUCGUGACCUUUUGUUGAAUGGUGAAGAUUCUGUUUUCAAGAAAAUUUUAGCAAUUCCAGGACAUGAAAUUGAUCUGAUGAAAAACAGAUUUAAAGAUUUUACUGUGAACGAACUUAUCAUGCCAAAGGCAAUGGCAGACCGAGGCGUCGACGAUGCAAAGUUGUUGCCAAAUUACCACUUCAGGGACGAUGCAAUGCUCAUCUGGAACACAUUAUCAGAAUAUGUGUCAAAGAUCAUGGCACUGUUUUACAAAAGUGACACGGACGUAGCAGACGACUCUGAAAUGCAAGCGUUUCUUGCUGAUCUGCGUGAAGAAGGUCUUAGAAAAUCUGCGGGGCCACCAAACGGCCUCCCAAAAAAGAUUACGUCACUUCCGGAGUUAGUGGAGAUCAUCACUAUGAUAAUUUUCCAUUCGAGUUGUUACCAUGCAGCUCUCAAUUUUACACAGAUCGAUUACUUUAGUUUUGGUCCAAACUAUCCAAGCUCAAUGAGACGAGCGCCACCUAGUAAGAAAGGUGAAACAACUAUGCAAGAUGUGAUAGACAGUCUACCCAACAAGUCUACCCAAGCUGUGUCCAUUGCAUUCGCGAGUUACCUCAGUGAACCAUUAAGCGAUGAGGUUUACCUUGGCGAAUAUCAAGACAGCCAUUUUACGGAAACGGAAGUGCGUGAAAUUUUAGAUUGGUUUUCAGACGAGAUGGAGAAGAUUUCACAAUCUAUCCAUAAGAGAAACAUUGACCUCGACAUUCCGUAUGUGUAUUUGCUGCCGGAGCGUGUACCAAAGGCAGCUGGACAAUGAGAAUUUAGCGGAAUAUUAUACAACAAUAACAACAAUUACUGAUAAUAAGGGUCAGAUACAUUGUACAUGAAAACAUCUAGGUCUAGGACAUGGAAUAAUAUCUAGAUCAUGUUGAUUUAAACUUAGCUGUACCUACGUUACGUGCUUUUGUUGGAAUAUAGAGAGCUGCCAAGAAACAGAUCAAAAAUGAAACUUCAUCAUAAAAAAAUGUUGCACAGGGCAGAUAUCAUCACAAAAACAAACUUGGUGGUUUAAGUAUUUUCUCCGAGUCUAGUUCUUUGUCACUGCAGCAGACUGUAAAAUGUGUUCAGAAUUGUUCAGAUAAGACUUUUAUCAUUGUCAAAAUGUCCACGUACCUACUAUUGACGCCAGAACAUAUUUGCUGGAAGAAAUAAAUUUUUCUUUUCAGAUAAUUCCAAAAUUGUAAAGAUAUAAAUUUAAUUACUUUAGCAAAAUAUUGUACAAUUUGAACUGUGUUCAUCAUCAUGUACAUUAACUUCACACUAUAGACGGUUCACAUUUUCUGACAUCACUUUUUGUAUAUUCUGUCAGAGAUUUAUUUUGAAAUUUUGUAAUUACACCCCUUUAAUGUGAAAAUAUUUUAAAUCCUUCUUUUGAUUUAAACAUAAUUUCUACUUUUUCACUUUAUAGAUACUAGGAUAUUUGAACAUUGUGAACCAAAACUGUUUGUAGCAUCCAAAAUCAUUUCUUUCCAACAUUAUCUUGAUUGUGCAUGCAGGAUGGUCAAAGGGAGGUAACUAAAAUUCUACAAACUUGCAUUAUGUAUUUCUACUACAGAUAUAAUUGUCAAUGCUAAAAUUUGACUAAUGAUGAUUAAAUCUACACUUAUGCUAAAAUGAUUCUAUCUAUCUUGGGCAACCAGGAUAGGAAAAUCAAAUUAAAAAAAUACUGCCAUUUAAACUUUUACCAUGUAUUGAGCAUUCAAAUUAUAAAUAUUAAAGUGUAAAUGAUCAGUCACAUACCUUUCACUUGACUGAAAUGUGAUUAACCACCUUUAACGAAGACCUUUCUGUCCAAGAACUUAAUACGCUAAAGGGCUCUAGUCUAGCGUAUCAGGGGACAGGUUACCAGACUUUAUUUUUUGGACUCGACAUGGCCAUAUAACUGUUUUACUUAUCAUUUUGGAUGUAGUUUUGACAUUUUGGUAUAAAAUUGUGACCAUGUAUUCAGUGAUGUAGAACUUAGUGCCAGUACAGGUUGUUAUAAUGGACCACAACAAUGGCAUUUACAUGCAAUUUUAUAGGCAUUUCUCUUGAAAUAAACAUAACCCUUCUUUUCAUUUUUUGUUAGUUUAAGUGAGUGAGUGAGUUGGGUUUUACGGUGAAUCGACACAACAUGGUCAUAUAUCGCCGAGAAGUUCUUUAAAAUAAGUCUUAAAAGGGCAUAACUAUAUUCAACAACACUGAACAUUAGAAAUUUUAUUUAAGAAUAAGGAAAAGAAUUUUGUGUUUUUACACCUAUAAAAGACAGGCCAGCCCCUAACAGAUGUGCAGAUAUGAAUCUGGGGGCAUAAAUUGUGGGGUUAGGAUUCAUGCCCCACAAGGAAAAAAUCUUUAUCUGCAGAGCAUCUAAGGUAUAUUUUCACUUAUGAUUGGAGAUACAGUCUCAUCAGUUUUGAAAUUAUUAUGAUUUAUCAAAUAAAUCAUGUUUGUGAAAAUUAUAUGCAUGCCUUGAGGGCAAAUCAUUUGUGCUAAUGCUGUUUAUAUAGGCCUGACUUCCUGAAUAUAGUAAAUACUAUAUCAUUUUGUUUUCAUUUAUACCUUGAACUGUUGUUAUCAAAGACUAUUAUACAAAGCUCUUUGUACUUACUGUUCAAGCUUAUGUUUUAAAUGGAAAAGUUUAACUUAUUCUGCACAUAAUUUUAGUUUAUUUCUUUCUUUAUUAGGUAGGGCACAAUUCUACUUAAAA